GGGGGGGAAGCGCUCGUACGUUCCUCUGUACCUUGGUUUUUUUUAUAUUUUAAUUUCUGAAUUUGUGAGAAUUUUAGUUGAGAUUUGGAGAUGAGCGCGUCGAGGUUCAUAAAGUGUGUCACCGUCGGCGACGGGGCCGUUGGCAAGACUUGCAUGCUUAUUUCCUACACCAGCAACACUUUUCCCACUGACUAUGUCCCAACUGUCUUUGACAAUUUCAGUGCUAAUGUUGUGGUUGAUGGGAACACUGUUAACUUAGGUUUAUGGGACACGGCAGGGCAGGAGGACUAUAACAGAUUGAGACCUUUGAGUUAUCGUGGAGCUGAUGUUUUCCUUUUGGCAUUCUCCCUUAUCAGUAAGGCUAGCUAUGAAAAUGUUGCUAAGAAGUGGAUUCCUGAAUUGAGGCACUAUGCACCCGGUGUUCCUAUUGUUCUUGUUGGAACGAAGCUUGAUCUGCGGGAUGAUAAGCAAUUCUUAAAUGAUCACCCUGGAGCUGUUCCCAUCACUACUGCUCAGGGAGAAGAGCUGCAGAAGACAAUUGGUGCUCUUGCCUACAUAGAGUGCAGUUCAAAGACACAGCAAAAUGUGAAGGGAGUCUUCGAUGCGGCCAUUAAGGUCGUACUCCAACCACCAAAGGCGAAGAAGAAGAAGAAGAAGUCACAGAAGAGUUGCUCCAUUUUGUGAAUUUCAAAGCACCAAAAAAGAGAGAAAGAAGAAAACGGAAAUCAAGAACCACCAGCCGUCUCUCCUUGUUCUAACCUCUUGCUGAAGUGAAGGAAUGUUGACCUUGGUGCAUAGUCAGAAACUGACUACGAUAGCAAUGCUCUAUCAAGCCAUCAAUGAAUUUGUUUUGCUUUCCUCGAGAUUCUUUGGUUGGUGAUUUCUGUGUAACCUUCUUGCAACAUGAACGACUCCUUACUCUUUCGCUUAGACGUCAAGGGUAAUUCACAUUUGGAAGGUGUUUUCUCGUUGCAUGGAUUCAUAUUCUUGUAUCCUUUUAUCUAAUUCCGAACAGGAUUUGGUUACAUUGGUAGGGUUUGUUUUAUUGUUGAGCACUUGGUAUCUAUUGGAAGUUCUAUGUUGUUUCCA
This is a messenger RNA of Asparagus officinalis (garden asparagus), 1089 nucleotides long. Its product is annotated as rac-like GTP-binding protein 5. Gene Ontology annotation, molecular function: GTP binding; GTPase activity; protein kinase binding. Bases 91 to 684 code for a protein of 197 amino acids. The record is from RefSeq and is a predicted model, not a curated record. The transcript has 7 exons. Gene Ontology annotation, cellular component: cell cortex; cytoplasmic vesicle; nucleus. Gene Ontology annotation, biological process: small GTPase-mediated signal transduction; regulation of actin cytoskeleton organization; regulation of cell shape. NCBI's taxonomy places the organism in Eukaryota, Viridiplantae, Streptophyta, Magnoliopsida, Asparagales, Asparagaceae.